This is a messenger RNA of Coniophora puteana RWD-64-598 SS2, 2031 nucleotides long. RefSeq lists its product as uncharacterized. The transcript is spliced from 8 exons. The record is from RefSeq and is a predicted model, not a curated record. Bases 1 to 2031 code for a protein of 676 amino acids. Lineage: Eukaryota; Fungi; Basidiomycota; Agaricomycetes; Boletales; Coniophoraceae.
AUGGCCCCCAGUGCCCCCUCUCCCGCCAGCCGCACCUGCUAUUCGCCCUCCCUUGGCCUGCAACUCACUCGGCGGGCCAACUGCUCCAUUCAGCCGUGUUGCAUCGCUCGUCUGCUUCUACCCAUUGGCCUGUCACUUCUUUUCGUCAUUCUACCACCACCGCCCAUCGAUCCAACGACGCUGCCCGUCGACCUACUGAUCCUGCUGCUCACAGUCAGCCCGCCGAACAACGUUCCAGCGGUCGCCCUUGCACGUCCUCGACGUCUGCGUCUUCGUCUGCCAGCCCCUCGGGUUUACUGCCACGAGCGCAGCCUCAAGGGUGUUGUGAGGAUGAUCUUGUCGGCAGAAGAAGCAACUCCUCAGGAGAACAGACCGCCGCCCGGGCUCUUAGGUAUCGAAGCAGAGCGUUACCUUGAGGCUCACGCUUACCUACCUGCUGCCCACUGGAGUAUCUGGUACGCAUUCCACAAGGCCUUUGGGCCCGAGGACUUCAUAGCCUACUUGAACGACUGUCUGCCCUCCUACCUCAAGCUGAAGAAACGCCAGCCCACCCAACGUCGUUUUACCAAGCCCCACAUACCCAAGACACCGGCACAGCGCCAGAGCACGCAGCAGACACAACGCGCGCGGAAGGCCUCGUACAACGAGGCUCUCGAGAAGUCUCAAGAGGUUCUCGUCAGCAAGGCUCUCAAGCUUCACGGAGCAUUCGGUGGGAAGAGCGUUGAGCAUCACCUUGAGGCCAUCGUGCAAACUUCAUGCAUCAAGGGAAGCCGUCGUAGUAUAGAUCCUUGGAACGCGUAUCUCAGUAAGCGGCUGAGAGCUGUUAAUGACAACCUUGCGCCUGACGCUCAACAUCUAACGGCUGCUCAGUUUGGCACGCAGUUGAAGGAGGAGUGGAAUAACCUCACCCUGGAGGAGCGUGCCGCCAUCACUCUCGAGUCCAGCAAGGACCUUGAAGAUGUUCGAGCAAACAAGAAUUCUGUCGCUCACAACUUCCUGCGCACCGCUUGGCAUGAUGCUACAACAACCCUUGGCAACGUCUCCAACAUUCUGCAUGACCUUGCUUCGCGUACAGCUGUCAAGGUGCUACUUGUCGCUGUCCGCGCCGACGUCGACCACAUCAUGCGACCUUGGAUCUACUCUUCCGACGCCAAGGUUGAAGAAGAUUUUCAUUCAAUUACCAAGCACACCAUUGAGAGGUUUUCUAUGAGCCUGGAAGCUUGUUCUGUUGCAGGUCUCUCCAGUCUGGUCAACAACUACCGAGCCCAUAUUGCCGGCAUCAAGCACAGCAUUGUCUCUAUCAUUAACAAGAACCUCUCAAGUCACACCACCCACGCCGUCUUCCAAAAGACGCCGUACGCAACCUUUGACACGGCUGUCACGGAGAAAUACGGUGUUGUCUACGACGGCGGGAAUGCGCCCAUCAAAUUUUGCAACCUGUCCUCCAUCGGGAGUAUCUUCAACCUUUGCCUCAUGCUCGCAGCCUGGCAGAAUAAGACAGUGAAGUUCCGCAAGUUCACAAAGGAGGAGUGGGAGGCGUGGGAGGAGGCACAAUUUCAGGCGGCCAUGGAUCGGAUGAGCUCGGAUACCUCCGACGUACCUCAACAUGUGGACACGUCAUCUAUGGUGCAUGCACAGCCCGCCUCGCAGCUCCUAUCCCCUGCCACUCAACUCGAGUCCUUCAAUGUCCAGCCGCCUCCUGCUGAGUUUGCACCGGUCUCCUUCGACUUCCAGCCUGCUUCCACCAGUCUCCAACCUCCGAGUGCAGCGUUCAACGGGGUCCAACCAACACCUGCAGAUUAUCAGCUCACCCUCGGCGGCUAUCCGGUCGGGCCCAACUACCCGCCGGACCUUGGUUACCAGACUCCAUCCGCCAAUCACAAGCUGACGGCAUUUGGCACGGAGAGUUAUAUGCCUCCUCCGCUCGCUCCCGCGGCCAUGACUUUUGAGUUUGUGAACUCCUUCGUGGGCCCUAGCGGCCAUGAUUUUGUCCCUGUCAAUGGGAACCGUAGGAAAAGGGCGAAGAAGUGA